CAGUAAUAGGGAGACAAAAACGUUGUUUAGUGAUAUUAAUUAAAACUAAACAAAAACCUCCUUUUUGUUAUGAUCAAAGAUAAGCAAAUAAAACUUUACUACUUGCCAAUUUAUAAUUAGAAUUUGUUUUCCUGCUAAAAUGUGUUAGUUUGGACGACUUGCGCGUUUGAUAGCUUUAUGUCCUUUUCCAUCAAGUUCUUAGACUAAAUAAUGUAUUUCGAGUUCUACUGAAAUAAUAGUUUAAACUAUAAUAUUUAUAAAAUUUUUAGAUAUCUCGCUUGGAUCUUUUAAACUCAUAGUCAGAACUAAUCACUAUGAGUUUUAAGAAUCAAUAAUUAAGUGGUUUUUGACACUAUAUUCAAACUCUUUACAUAAUAAAGACGUUAACAAGCAAUGUGGAAAUGCUAAAACUUGGAAAUUGAUUUUCUUUGAAUGUAUAAAAAAAACUAAAAAUUUCAAAUAUAUUUAUUUAAACAUAUGAGACUGUAACUAGAUUUAAUUAUGGAAUCUGCUAUUGAUAAUCACAUAUUAGAGCUAAGUAAUGAUACUGUGCAGUUUGAACCUGUGAGCAAUUUAACGAAUGUGUUUUAUGAUGAAGCUAACUGUCAGGUGUUUGCAGUUAGAUCUGGUGGAACUACAGGAGUUGUUGUGAAGGGACCACAAGAAGUAAUAUCUUACAGUUUCCGCAUGCUAGAUAAAGGCGAUGUUAUGUCAAUUAAGUUUUCUCCUGAUAAAAAAAUAUUAUCUGUUCAAAGAAGUUUUAAAUCCAUUGAAUUCAUGAAUUUUAACGAAGAGCCAGAUAGUCUUGAAUACUCUCAAAGCUGCAAAGGUAAAAAUAUGAAAAUUUUGGGAUUUUCUUGGACCAAUGUGAAUGAAAUUGUGUUUGUGAUGGAUAAAGGUAUCGAGCACUACCAAGUUAUACCUGAAAAACAUACCUUAAAAUCUUUGAAAUCCUGGAGUUUGUCCUGUAACUGGUAUGUUUAUCAUCCAGAUAACUCUUUGCUUCUAAUAUCAUCAGGAAGCUUAUGCAACGUAAUGCAUCCAUUUCAGUUUCGUCAAGGUACAUGUUAUAAGUUGGCAAGGUUUGAAAUAGACUUGCCCGCAGCUCCAAAAUUGCAGAAGGUUUGCUUACUCGAAAGGGAUGUCAGUAUUGCCACAGUAUACAAUAGAACUUGUAUAUUUGUUCUACGUCAUCAACCUCGUACGGCAGGGACCCCGGGGGCUGAGAUUGCUGUUUAUAAAGUUAUCAAAGAUGGCCCCCCUCGUAAAACAGAUAUAUUGCGGUUAGAUAAGAGUGGUCGUUUUGCAAUCAAUGUCAUUGAUAAUAUUAUUGUAGUUCAUCACCAAGCAUCUAAAGAAUCAAUGAUGUUUGAUAUUAAUCUACCGUGUUACAAUGACAAAUUCAUAUCUUAUCAUACCCCAAUUGUUAGAUGCCCCAUAAAGCCUUUUGUGAUUACGAUUCCCGCAAUGCCUAGUCAAAAUUCGUUAGAGCAAAAGGUUAUGUGCGAGUUAUAUUCGCCUAAUUGGGUUGUUUUCUUACCAAAUGUUAUUAUCGACCCUAAAUUAGGUUUUAUGUGGUAUGUAAAAAUGAAUCUAGAUCCUGUUGUCGAUGUUUUAGAAGACAAAUGUUUACUAGUCGAUUUCUUGCUAUUGAGACAAACCUCUAAAUCUUUAAUAUUAAAAGUUUGUCACGAUGCUUUGACGUCUCCCGGUCGGUUACCUCUCGAUACCUUAGCAAAAAUAUUCGAUAAAUUAAAUGAGAUCUUCAAGCUCAACGCCGAGCUUCAAAGGCAAGAUUCGAUUAAAAACAGUCCACAAAUUACAUUAACCCAUAAACCAACUGUUGUAAUUGAUCAAGCAGACAUGUUCUCUCAUGUAUUCUGCAUAUUUGAAAAAGAAAACAUAAGCCCUAAAUUUGCCGUUUCUGUCUUGCUCGAGUACAUUCGUUCUCUGAUCCAAUAUCAGCAGUCUGUUCAACAUUAUCUGAGUAAAUUGCUGAUAAAUAUUAUGGUUCAGAAUAAGCAGUUUUAUCAGCUUCAUCAGUUUUUGCAGUAUCAGAUACUAAAUGACUCAAAACAGCUAGCUUGUUUGAUGCUAACUCUUGAGAGUGUUUAUCCACCAGCGUAUCAAUUAGCGUUAGACAUGCUUAAAAGACUCCAGAAUACGAAUGAAGAGAUAGUUGAAGUGUUGUUGUCGCAGAAAAAAAUUCUUCAAGCCUUAUCAUUUGUUAGAAUGUGUGGAGCUGUUGAUUCACUUUCUUCUCAAAAGUACCUAUCUGCUGCUAUAUAUACUGGGGAUCCUAGAAUAUUUUAUUCCGUAUAUAAAUUUUUUGAGCAAAGAAAUAUUAGACUUCGAGGGUCACCAGACUUUGAACCAGGUGAACAUUGUGAAGCUUUUGUGAAGUACUUUAAUAACAUUUAUGGGACAUUAACUUAUGAAUAUGACAAUUGAUUUUGACCUCUAUGUCUUUUUUUAACAAAAAUGUUUGUUGGUAAAUUAAAAUAGUGUUAUGUUUUGUGAAUAAAAUAUAUUAUAUUUAA
Messenger RNA from Parasteatoda tepidariorum (common house spider), 2540 nucleotides. It is a transcript of the gene Bulli, whose product is annotated as regulator of MON1-CCZ1 complex protein bulli. The record is from RefSeq and is a predicted model, not a curated record. Gene Ontology annotation, cellular component: Mon1-Ccz1 complex; late endosome membrane; lysosomal membrane. Gene Ontology annotation, molecular function: protein binding. Gene Ontology annotation, biological process: regulation of autophagy. Lineage: Eukaryota; Metazoa; Arthropoda; Arachnida; Araneae; Theridiidae.